GGCAAGGAACUGGCUGAGUGGAGGCGACGCCCUCACUUUCUCCGCUGCCGAGUUUUGCCCUCUUACUUUGAGCGCGUGUUUGUGUGUGUCUCUCUCUGUGUGUGUUUAUGUGAACACGAAGGCAGCGGAUGUCAGGCUGCACCGGCGCCCAGUGUUGAUGAAAACUCUCUGGAUUCUUUCAAGCAUGCCCACUUCUCCACAUUCAAAGGCGCGCCUGACCGAAAAUCCUGUCGAGAUGCUGUAAAGCCUCUCAAAUCUCUUCAACGUGUCCACUUUUGUUAAAGGGAAUUGAAUGAUUGCUGCAAAAAAUCAGUAGCUCAGCAGUUGGUGGAUUAUGGGGACAACUGCCAGCGCUGCCCAGCAAGCCGUGUCCACAGGACCAUGCAGUGACAAUGGGCAGAGCAAUGGCACCACCGAUAGCAGGCGUUCCAUCAGUGUCAACUCCUUCCAGACUCUCAGCAUUCACAACAAGGCCAAAUCCAUCAUCACCAACAAGGUGGCACCUGUGUUGAUCACUUAUAACUGCAAGGAAGAGUUUCAGAUUCAUGAUGAUCUGUUCAAAGCAAAUUUUACUGUUGGGAGGAUUUCAGACAACUUACCAGAACAUCAUUUGGUUCAGGGAAAAUAUUUCAUGGUUUGUGACAUCUACAGCAAGAUUGACGUCUUGAACACCACAGGCAGCCAUGGAGUGCCCAACUUUAGACAGGCCAAGGGGAACUACCCAGUCUUUGGAAUGGGGCAACCCAGUCUUAAUGGUUUCCAAAAAGUUCUCCAGAUAUUUCAACAGGAAGGUUAUGAGGAAGUUCUGCACUUCUGCGUUCGAGAGGAGCCCGUGGUCUUCUUGCAUGUGGACAACGACUUUAUCCCAUACACCCCCAGACGGAAAGAAAAUCUUCACGAGAAUCUUCACAACCUGGGGAGAGAUGUGAAGGUGGAACAGCUGGAGCUGACCAUCAGGAAGGAGCUUUACAACUUUGCUCAACUGAAUGAUAAUAUCAACUAUGUCUAUAAUGACAUAGAACACUUCAAGGACGAGCCUCGAACCAUUUCUACCUGCUGUGUCGAGGACAUUCGUGUAACUGAAGAGGUUUACAAAAGAUCCCUCUUUGCUAAGCCUUCGUGCAGGUACCAUCGAUUGCCACUGUCCAUGGAUGGGCUGCAUCUACAAGCACAAAUAGACAACUUUAUUAAUACACUCAGGGAGACCCCAAAUCUCUUGCUCCUGCAGGACUCCAAAAGACCACCUCCUGCGUUAGUCUUCAGCUGUCAAGUUGGAGUUGGCCGGACAAAUUUAGCAAUGAUCCUGGGAAUUCUCGUGCUGUAUCACAGGACAGGCUUUCCUGAAAAGCUGGGAGCUGACCAGAACGGCAGUGUUAAAAAGAGGGAGCCAUUGCGGGUUAUACAAAACUUUGCCAAAGCCCUACCUAAAGGGCAACAAAUUGUGGAAGAGGUGGAUUCAGCCAUCGUACACUGUUCCGAAAUGCACGACAUUAAAGAAACAAUCUAUGAAUACAAGCAGAAGUUGGAGGCCAUUGGGGAGACUUGCCAGGUCCAGGGAAAUGGCACCAAGGAAUACUUUCUGCAGCGAGUACUACAGAGCACAGAGUGUUAUUUCUACCUUGUCAUUUUUAACUACUAUCUUCAUGAACAGUAUCCUUUGGCCUUUUCACUUAACUUCAGUAAGUGGACGUGCAGACACCCCUGGAUGUUCAGGCUCUUGGCUGGCAUGGAUGUGUCUGAGCUUACAGCACCUUGUGACUUGAUAACAAAAGGCAUCAGACUGUUGCAGAGUGCAAGCGAAGCUCCAGAUGUUCUCAGCACCGCGAGAGAAAUGAAAGUGGCCAAUUUUAGAAGGGUUCCAAAGAUGCCAAUCUAUGGCAUGGCACAGCCCAGUUUAGAGGCAUGUGGCUUGGUCCUGAGUUACCUGACGGAGAGCAAGAGGAACUACACCAACAUUCUUUGGAUGACUUUGCGAGACGAAGUGGUGCUGGAAGGGAACGGCCAAAUGUACACUCCCCGAGAACCAUCCUGCUUCGAACGGCCAAUCCGUGUACCUACAGAGUCACCAGAGCAAUUGGAGGAACUAGAGAGCAGCCUUAAAAAUGAGAUCCUGGCAUCGCAGAAGUUGCUUGAAGUGCGCGCUGGCCGGGAGAAGCAGAUGAAACUGUUUAAAAGCUGCCUCACCAUGCAGGAGAUAUUCAACCAGCUGAAAGGUUCCCAUCCAGGCCUGGUUUACAGACGUAUCCCCAUCCUGGACUGCGGCGCUCCGAGUGAAACGGACUUUGAUAAGUUGAUGGAAGCCGUAAAAAUGGUUUUGACCGAGGAUUCACGUUCAGCGGUUGUCAUUAACUGCCACAGUGGAAAAGGAAGGACAACAACGGCCAUGGUGAUCUCUGUGCUCAUUUUCUGGCACAUCAAGGGUAUUCCCGAAAACAGUGAGGAUGAACUUGUGAGUGUACCCGAUGCCAAAUACACAAAGGGAGAAUUUGAGGUUGUGAUGGAAAUCGUUCGACUCCUACCCGAAGGGCAUAAGAUGAAGCGGGAAGUGGACCUGGCGCUGGAUGCUGUGAACGAGACCAUGACCCCCAUGCAUUACCACCUGAGAGAGAUCAUCAUCUGCACUUACAGGCAGAUAAAAACAGCUAAAUCGGAAAAAGAAGUACAAUUGCUGCAACUACGAAGCCUGCAGUACCUUGAACGAUAUAUUUACCUCAUUCUCUUCAAUACCUACUUACAUCUUGAAAAGAAAGACACCUGGCAAAGACCUUUCAGCAUUUGGAUGCAUGAGGUUGCCGCGAAAGCAGGUGUUUAUGAGAUUCUGAAUCGCUUGGGAUUCCGUGAAUUGGACGAGCCUGAAAACAUGCCACUUUCAAGACUAUGCUACCGUUGGUUGCAACAAAGCACAAAUACACUUCCAUUCCGAGGAGAGUUUAUUUAGUUUGCGGACCAAUAAUUUACCAGUUGUACACAUUUACUUUCCCAAGGCUUUAGAAGUGCUUGAUUUAUCCUAACCAAAUAAUGCUGAAUAAGGUGGCAAAUGGGCUGUGGAGGGAAGCAGUAAGUGUGAUUAAUUCUGAGACUUUUGUAACAAAGAGCCAACACAGAGUAAUGUUUUAUGUUAAAAGAUCAAGUUGUCAUCAAGAAAUUUACAACACGAAACUCAGAGACUUCUUCAACCAAAACAAAAACAGGGCUUGAAUCACUCUCGUUAAGACAUACUGUUACUUCAUCCUUGGCAAUGGUCAAUUUAUUCAUUCUCUAACCAUAAUAAGGUAAUUUUGUCAGGCUUUCAUAGGUGAAUAUUACUAAACUGGUAUCCUAAUUAGAGGUAGCGUUAAAAUAUUCAACCACAGGGCAAAUAUGGAAUAUCAUUAAAUAAUGCCACUGAAAACAGCAUAUUCUGAAAGUCGAAUCCAUCAUUCCAUUGUUUCAAUUUUUAUCACGGAUCCACCCAUGCAUCCUUUAUUUUACAGGACUGCAAUGCACACAUAUUGUAAACCAAGCUAACUUUCUGAUACAUAUCACGUAUAUUGUAGGAAAGAACUGUAGAUGCUGGUUUAAAGCGAAGGUAGACACAACUCAGCGGGACAGGCAGCAUCUCUGGAGAGAAGGAAUGGGUGACGUUUCGGAUCGAGACCCUUCAUCAGACUUCAGCCUGAGUUACUCCAGCAUUUUGUGUCUACCUUCACGUAUAUUGUAGCUUGGAUUUUCAGAUCCAAACACUGCUGUGUAUUAAAUGCGGUACAUUAAAAUCCUCUGGAUACGUUGUACUUACUUAGCACAAGAUAUAACAGAAACUAAAUGCAUUGCUGAACUUUCUUAAUUGGAUUCCAGUUGCAAUUUCUUUCUCUCUAAUGAACUUUAUUGAAUUGCAGGUUGGUUUGGUACAUUGGCAGUUUUAUGCCAGUGCCGUUGAAUGCAAGAGAGUUAUCAAAAUCAGUUAUUUUCUGGUCCAAAGCUGAUCUGCUUAUCUCUGUUCUGCAUUGUAAAUAGGGAUAGAUUUUGGCUUUAAACAAGUAUAUACUUUAAUCAAAAUUCUUACAAUUAUUAUAAAAAUGUGUUAAAAUGUAAUUGCAUCUAAACAAUUAUUCAUUUUUUCAAAUGUGUUCACCCAAGUAUCCUUUUAAGGACAUGCACCUGCUUAAUCAAACAGUGAAUAAGAAUACUUUUGUCGCAGUAGAAUUGUAAAUACAGUAAUUACUUUUUCUAAACUUAAGAGAGUUUAUGUAUUUAAAACAUUAUCAUGAAUAAUCUUAAUAGCAAUAGGUGCAUUGGAAUUUACUCCUUUAUUGUUUUUUCUACCCCACAACCACUUUCCUCUAUGUAUAGAAUCUACCUGCUUUGGUAUUAUCUUUAUUUGUUAUUUCAGCUAUUUUAUCAAACUAAAUGCAGAAAAUUGUAUUGUUUUCCAAUGCAGGAAAAAAUAACAUUACAACUGCAAUUUAUUUGAACUACAGUAUGAAACCAAAAUGAGUAUCAAAUCUGAGAUCUGGAAUCGUCUCUAAAAUUUAUUCUUAAUGCUGGUUUUGUGGUUUUUGUCUUUUCAUAUUUUGCAAGAAUUUGGCUACCUUUUCCACCUAACGGUUCUUGUUAGUUGUCUGUCAGUGCUACUCAGGCAGACUUUAAUGGAAU
Amblyraja radiata (thorny skate) is the source of this 4632-nucleotide messenger RNA. Its product is annotated as paladin. NCBI's taxonomy places the organism in Eukaryota, Metazoa, Chordata, Chondrichthyes, Rajiformes, Rajidae. The record is from RefSeq and is a predicted model, not a curated record. The transcript has 20 exons. Bases 335 to 2938 code for a protein of 867 amino acids.